Molecule: messenger RNA, 3568 nt
Organism: Tuber aestivum (summer truffle)
Lineage: Eukaryota; Fungi; Ascomycota; Pezizomycetes; Pezizales; Tuberaceae
Source: the annotation of a GenBank genome assembly
ACCUUGGAUGUGACUGUUUUGUUGUUCCCCUGGUUGAGGUACUGAAGUUUGCAUGAGUGAGGAAUUGAGGGGGGAAGGAUUGCUCCUGAGAAUCCUCGCUUGUCAUUCCAUGUUCAUGCCUGCGAACCAGAGGUUAGCCAAUGUAUGAUCUAGAGAUGACGAUCUUAGAUCGACCAAGGCAAUGCACCCUGGUGUCAUGGCGCCACGAUUGCGUUCUUGACCGAGUCAACGACCUUGCAACUGGCACGCAUUUAUCCUCUCAGGUUCCUUGCGUUCCUUCUGUCUUUCUAAUCUCUAGCCCUGUGUUCCCUGUCCCCUGCUGGCGAGCUUGUGUCAGAACUAGAUCUCGAUAUGGGAGGGCGGAGAGGAGAGAAAGGAGGGGUUGAUAGAGUGAGAUUCAGAAAGGGGGGAAAGGCUUGACCGGAAGAGAGAAGUAACUUACGAGCAGGAGGGGUGGUGAGAGAAUCUUGCUGGCACGAAUUCGGGUGAUUCGUUCGGUCAAAAACAUGGCGGUGUGUUACUUUGAACUGGAGCUGCAUGCUGAUCACAAGCAGAGACCCGGUCCUGGUAGGCUGGGAGCUGUAGGUGCCCCUCAUUUUUUUCUUCUUCUCAUUUCUUCCCUUUUCCUUUCCCAACCCAAGGCCGGUGAUGAUGAUGCCUAUGAUGCCCACGAUGGUGAUGAUGUUUGUUUGGUGGAAGGAAAAGAAGGGGGGGUGGGGGGCUCAUAGUUCCAUCGUCCCAUAGGAGGAGGGCGAGAGAAGACAGGAGGUAGUAGAGGGGGGUAGGCAGGGCUAAAGUGGGAUUGCUUUCCAUUCCUGGGCUUGCGUGUACUUUUUUCCCCCUCCUAUCGUGGCAUCCACUCGAGUUAGUUUAGAUAUCAUCGGGAGCUCUUCCCAGAAAGAAAAAGGGACUGGAGAUGCUCAGCCCAGAGGUUUGAAAGGGGAAGAAAGGUGGUGAAAAAGAACCAACUACCUGCUGCCAGACGAACUCCUCCCUCCCCCCGGAUGACCCUUUUCCCUGUUGAUUUCAAACCCUUUCUCCUCAGGAAGGUGGAAUAUACUAUCGUCACUGCUUAGCUUCUUUCUCGGUAUUAUUGUUUCAACCAUUACAUAUUACCUUCGCCUGCCUGUCUCUCCAGGAAUUGACAGUCUACUAGGGAGCCCGGCUAUACAGCCCUGCUUUUUUUUCUCGCCUCCCGAGACACCUUUGUGUGAGCUGUAUACCCUUGGAGCUAAUACAGCUGAGGCGACUCGUACUCCCCUAGGGAGAGCAUCGUUGUUCUGGCCUUUUUAUGGUUCCCCCUUCAACUUCUUGAUAUCUUCCCAUAUCCCAAUCCUUCUACGAAAAGGAAAAAUAAAGCUUCGAUCCCGAUCCCAGCACCGAGAAGAUGCCGUUUUCUCAUCACAGUCACUCGGGUCAGUUCUGUCUGCAUGCACAAGAUGAUCUUGAGCAAAUGAUACUGGCCGCUAUCGGCAAGGGCAUGAUUGUUUUCUCGCUGACGGAGCACAUGCCCCGAGAUUGCCUAGAGGAUCUCUACCCUGAAGAGGUGGGUUCUAUAUUUUUUCCCCUUUUCCAAUCCUGCCCGCUCUCCUUUUUUUUUUGGCGUGUGGAGAAAAAGGAAAGCCCCCCCAAAAAGAAUCACAAGAGCUUCUUUCAUUUGCAUCUAGCAUAAUUCCUUUUCAUAUGCCCCUCCAUCCUUAUCGUUAUUUCUCUCCAUUUCACUAGGGAAGGGUGCAUGGGCCUUUCCCCGAAUAAGACGUGGAGAUUCUUCAAGUGGUGUGCUGACCAGGAUUUUGGGCCUCCAAUGACAGACUGCUGCCCACCAGACACCCUUCGACCUUUACAAAACCUUUCAACAGUAUUACGACACCGCACUUCGACUACGUGCGAGAUACCAGCACUUGAUCCAUCUCCUCGUUGGGUUCGAGCUCGAUUACAUCCGCCCUUCAUCUAUUGCUCUCGUCAGGAAUCUCCAAGAAGUUUACAAAUUCGACUUCUUCGUUGGAUCUGUUCAUCAUGUCAAUACCAUUCCAAUUGACUUUGAUAGGCCGAUGUACCUAAGAGCUCUUGAGAGCGUAGGUGGCGAAGAGAAUAGGCUAUUUGAGGCAUACUUUGAUGCUCAGUAUGAAAUGCUUACACAGCUCAAACCCGCUGUUGUGGGUCACUGGGACCUUAUAAGGCUGUUUAGCGAGAACCCGGCUAAGCCUUUGGUUGAGUAUGGUUCUGGUGUGUGGGACAGAGUUGUUAGGAAUGUCGAUUUUGUUCUUAGCUACAGUGGUCUUACGGAACUGAAUUCCGCCAGUUUUAGAAAAGGCUGGGAUGAACCGUAUCCCAGGAGGGAUUUGGCUGGGGUCAGUAUUAUUGCUUGAAUAUAAUGUUUGAGAUAUAUCUUCUGGGUUUUCUAAUACUUUUGUGAUGCAGUUGGUUAUGGCUCGUGGUGGCAGAUUCACCUUAUCCGACGAUAGCCACUGCGUCUCGGAUGUUGGCCUUAAUUACCACCGGCUCCUGAGCUACAUCCAGGAGAUAGGCCUUCAAGAGGUCCAUUACCUGGUGAAGCUCCCCAUGGGUGAGACGGCCGUCAACGUUCUUGAUGCUUGUGCCGUGCGAAGGAUGCCCAUAGGCGAGCUCACUCAACAGAGGUUCUGGGAACUUUGAGCUGUCUAUCCAACACUUUUUUUUUCACUUUUUUCCUAUACACAGGAGUUAUUAUUUUCUCCCUCCCAACUUAGGUAACCGUAUUUUUUGCUACCUCCUAGACCGAUCUUCCCGCGUGUUUUUUGUGCUAGCGGGUUUAACCUCUAUAUUAUUACUAUUUUCACGUGUCAUCCUCUACAUCAUUCUCAAAAGGGAAAAUUGGGCCACCGGCGUUUUGUUUUUUGAACUUCCCCCCAACAGUGCCCACCGCAGUUCACCUUUUCAAAACUAGUUUUAUCCUGUAUGAAAAGACGCCUUUCUUUUUACUUUCUCUCCCCCCCCCCUCCCUUUUUUCCCCGUUCUAACUGUUAAUUCUUAAGUUGUAUCCACGUUUUAUCAUUCGAUUCUUUUCUUUCACUCACGCAUGUCCUCUGCCCCCUAAAUACCUGCUUUUUAUAGCUUAGAAUUAUAUUCACCAUUUCCCCCAUAGUGUGUUAUUAUAGUCCAUCUAAGAAGGCCCCAGCCGUCAAAUUUACCUUACGGAUAACAUUGCAGCCCUUGCGUCAGGCAGCUGGCCUACAUCCCGUACCAGCAGAUUAUUGGAGGCUCUGCCAAAAAGGGGCUCUGGGUGUAAGGCAAAUGCGGUCCUGGACCAACCGGAUGGCUAGGAUUUUGCACUGGAGGCGAAAUCGAGAAGACCCUAUAACUUUGGACAGGGUUGUACGGUACAGCGAUCGCUCAGUAAUAGUUUCACACAUUGUGCCUGCAGCAUGAUAGGAGGAAAAAAAUAUAUAGAGGGCAUCAUGGGGCUCUUAUAAUGCCCAAUGAAGCAUGGCUGAAAGGGAUGAAGAGGUUUCCUGGGUGUUUGAGAUACAGGGUCUGGCUGCGGGCACUUGAAAUCACUGCACAUAGGCAACUAAUUCUGCUUGCAUAA